UUGAAAUUUUGUUUCAUAAAAACAUGUCUGUUUACAAAGACUGUUAUUUUUAUACGAGAGCUUCUUAUCGCGUUUAUUACAAUGAUGCAGUAAGACAUUGUGAACCCUCUUUCCUGAGAUUAUCACCACAAUGAAACAAGCAUUCUCURUAAAGUACAGCUAAAAAUGGCUUCUGGCUUUGCAAGAAAGUUGUGUGGACGAAGACAAGACGAAGAACCUGAUGAAGUAGUUCCAUUAAGAUUUGAAGAAGAAAUGAGAGCACAGCAAAAAGCCAGACUUCAACCAGAAACAAGAGUUCAGCGAGAACAGAAGGAUGAUCUUUUUGAUGCAAUUAGAAGAUGUGACUUAGAGCACAUAAAGAAGCUGAAAGAACGAUUUUCAUUUAAAGAUAUUAGAGACAAUGUAAGUAAUGUUUCAAAUACGAGUUGUUGUAUUCUAUUGGGGUUUCAAAAUUCGAGUGGAAUUUCAAAUGCUGAGGCGUAAACGAGGAUUUUGAAACCCUAAUAAAAUACAGAGACGAGUAUUUGACACGACAUCUUAUACUCUUUUUGUUAUGUUUGUUUUUAUUUCAAAGUUCUACUACUUUGAAAUAUUUCAAAGUCCGAGUAGUAGGACUUAAAAAUAUUUCAAAGUACUAGAACUUUGAAAUGGGUGCGGUCGUAUUUGAUA
Molecule: messenger RNA, 669 nt
Organism: Actinia tenebrosa (Australian red waratah sea anemone)
Lineage: Eukaryota; Metazoa; Cnidaria; Anthozoa; Actiniaria; Actiniidae
Biological process (GO): signal transduction; positive regulation of transcription by RNA polymerase II
Cellular component (GO): nucleus
Molecular function (GO): protein binding; transcription cis-regulatory region binding
Source: RefSeq, a predicted model, not a curated record